AUGACUACAUUGUACGCUUUUGGGUCAAAUGGCAGUGGUCAACUUGGCAUUGGCCAUGUAGAAGACACGAAUACACCUACACAAUGUCUCGGCUUACCAAUAGACGAUCCUAUCAUCAAGAUCUCUGGAGGAGGCAACCAUUCAGCCGUGCUGACAAAACAAGGGCACAUCUAUAUGGCUGGACUAUCACAAUACGGAGAAGAAGACAUGAAGAGACGAUCGCAGAAGACGGAUCAAGAGAAUAGAGAGUAUUUACGCUACCAAAGACGAUUUGAAUGGAUGGAAUGGAAAGAUGUCGUUUGUGGUUGGGCUUUUACCAUUGCAGUGUCGAGCGCAGGAAGGUUGUAUGGCAUAGGCACAAGUCGCUGGAACGAAUUAGCAAGGAGUAGCACCGAGGAAUUGGUAGAAUUGGACACUGGUUUGACAGAUAUCGUAUCUGUGGCGUGUGGAUGGCGUCAUGCAGUCGCAUUGGAUGUACAUGGACAAGUGUAUGGAUGGGGAUGGGGCAGACAUGGACAGCUGGGACCCUCAGAAACACCACCAAAAGACAAGAAAGACGUUCGAUCUGUGCAAAAGAUCACAAUGCCCCAACCUAUUGUGCAAAUGGCUUGCGGUCAUUUACACACAUUGCUGAGAGGACAAGAUGGCACUGUUUAUGCAUUCGGAUCAAAUAAAUACAGCCAGUUGGGAAGCACCAACGAGAUGAGUCAUCACACAGCCUCCUGGAUUGAUGCUGGCUGGCAUCAUAGCGCUAUUCUGGAUAACAGCAGUGUACUACACAUAUUUGGACGCAAUGAUCAUGGUCAGCUGGGCUGUCAAACAUCGCUUUCUCGUGCAUUUACGCAGAUUGCCUGUGGAUCUGAGCAUACGCUUGCUAUCACCAGAGACACGCAUCAAGUGCUAACGUGGGGCUGGGAUGAACAUGGCAAUUGCGCUUCUGACAGAGACUUUACAAGUGAAGCCGUGGUUGUGGAUUUACCUGCAAAGGCUCGUAUCUUAGGUGCGGGGUGUGCGACAUCUUGGAUAGGAUUAUAA
Mucor velutinosus is the source of this 1035-nucleotide messenger RNA. RefSeq lists its product as uncharacterized. The transcript has a single exon. The record is from RefSeq and is a predicted model, not a curated record. The coding region runs from base 1 to 1035 and encodes 344 amino acids. NCBI's taxonomy places the organism in Eukaryota, Fungi, Mucoromycota, Mucoromycetes, Mucorales, Mucoraceae.